AUGCCCGUUGCUGACCUCCCUCAAGACCUCAUCGGCUCCUCUGGGCUGUAUAACUCGCCUGACCCGCUGUUGCGACGUCUUCGUCUGGAGGAUCAUACUGGAGCUCCCGUUAUGAAUCUGCAGCGCACGUUUGGCGCCACGGAUUUGCUCGUUCUGUAUGCUGGUAGUGCACAGGGAUCCCACAACCUGGCCGGCUUCCACCGCAGCCUCACCGAGCUCAUGAUCAAGGACAAAGCCGUAUCGGUCAUCUACGUGUCCACGGACGUUGAUGCCAAACUUGCGCUCGCCGCAACAGCGCAGCAGCCGUGGUAUCGUAUGAUCUAUGAGGACGACAGCGAUUUUGCGCCUUUGGCCAAGGGGGAACCGGAGGUCAUCGAAAUUGCGCGUGGCGAGGACUUUGUGCAGGCAAUGGAAAUCGAGACAGGCGCGGAGGUCGUUACUUUUGGCGAGGAAGAGGAUCCGCAAGACUACGUGCGUCCGCUGUCUCGUGCUGGCAUGUCCAUCACCAUGCAGGCUUACUCAACCCCAAGCAUUUCCGUAUAUAAUCUUAAGGCGCACCAGUUCGUUGCACGCAAUGUGCGGCCGGUGUAUUUCGCCAGCGACAAGGUCGGCGUGCAUCUUGCUGCGUGGAGGAAGGGGGAGGCGUUGGGUGUAGGGCUGCAGGACUUCAUCGCGCGUCUCAAGUGGCCACUCAUUGCGCUUUUGAUUGCCAUCCUGUACCACGCCUACGUCUUCAUCAACGGCGAAGAGGCCAACUUCCUGCCAAAGUUGCUGGAUCAGAUCUCCUGGCGCAGCCGGCAGAUGAUGGGUCAGGCGAUUUGA
Molecule: messenger RNA, 822 nt
Organism: Cutaneotrichosporon oleaginosum
Lineage: Eukaryota; Fungi; Basidiomycota; Tremellomycetes; Trichosporonales; Trichosporonaceae
Source: RefSeq, a predicted model, not a curated record